Pseudoliparis swirei is the source of this 1600-nucleotide messenger RNA. It is a transcript of the gene gtf2e2, whose product is annotated as general transcription factor IIE, polypeptide 2, beta. The record is from RefSeq and is a predicted model, not a curated record. Gene Ontology annotation, biological process: transcription initiation at RNA polymerase II promoter. Bases 190 to 1044 code for a protein of 284 amino acids. Lineage: Eukaryota; Metazoa; Chordata; Actinopteri; Perciformes; Liparidae. The transcript has 8 exons. Gene Ontology annotation, cellular component: transcription factor TFIIE complex.
AACGCAGAAAGGGAGAAGGGAAUGUUGUGUCUGCGAAGUUAGUUUGCUGAUGUUGAUUCUCAUUAUCGUUUAAAAGGAAGAAGUUCGGCGGCGGAUUGCCGAAGGAAGCGUGUCCUUCUAAACCGAGAUUAGAUCGUCCUCCUUGACUGAGCCGUCACUUCCUCCGAGAGCAGGAACUACUCAGCCAAGAUGGAUCCAGCUCUACUGAGGGAGAGGGAGCUGUUCAAGAAAAGAGCUCUCUCCACUCCGGCGGUAGAGAAGAGGCAGGUCCCCUCUGACUCCCACAAGAAGAAGAAGGCUAAACUGGAAAAGGAGAGCUCCUCUGGGUCCAAACAUGGUGCUGAGUCUAGCAAUGGCAACAUUAACAUCAAGACGAGCUCUGGGUACAAGUUUGGCUGCCUCGCCAAGAUAGUCAAUUACAUGAAGACGAGGCAUCAGAAUGGUGAUACACACUGCCUGACCCUGGAGGAGAUCCUGGACGAGACCAAGCUUCUCGACAUCAGCAUGAAACAGAAACAGUGGCUCAUGACUGAGGCUUUGGUCAACAACCCGAAAAUCUUCGUCCGGGAUGGGACGUACGGCUUCAAGCCAAAGUACAACCUGAAGGACAAGAAGGCCCUGCUGAGGCUGCUGGACAAACACGACCAGCUGGGCCUGGGAGGAGUGCUGCUGGACGACGUGGAGGAGGGGCUGCCCAACUCGGCCAAGGCCAUCAAGGCUUUGGGGGACCAGAUCAUCUUCGUGACGAGACCCGAUAAGAAGAAGAUCCUCUUCUACAACGACAAGCACUGCCAGUUUAGCGUCGACGAAGAAUUCCAAAAAUUGUGGAGAAGUGUUCCAGUUGAUUCCAUAGAUGAUGAGAAGAUUGACGAGUACCUGAAGAAACAAGGCAUCUCCUCCAUGCAAGAGACCGGACCAAAGAAAGUGUUACAAAUUAAGAGAAAGAAGCAAGGUGGGCAGAGGAAGAGACACUUCAAGACCCACAACAACCACUUGGCUGGCGUUCUGGAGGACUAUUCGGAGGGCGUUCCCGUUAAGAAGUGAAACCUCGUGCCCUCAUGAGAGGCGACAGAGGCCCCGUGCCCCGUGACAACACAGAGACUUUUUCAUGGCAGUCUAUGAGGCUUAUUCCCCCCCCCCUUUUCUUUGCACACCUGUGAGCAGUGGUUGUGUAUUACAUGAAGUAAACAGCAGCUGUGUUGUGGAAUCAUGUUUAGUUUGGUUAUUGAUCAGUAUCUGCAGGAUAAGAAAAGGUACAGAGACAUUUAACCAAACAGCACCAUCCUUACAGAGGGCCACUGUUCCUAUUCGGAUGAAGUUUCAUUUUGUUUAGUUAAUUGCAAAGAGAGGUGUGUUUGGAAGCUUUUAUUUUGAAGGACAGCCAUCCUCAUCUGACUGCAACCCCUUUUAAUAGGAGUAGCAUGAGAUGGGCGUGUGAUGUGCAUCACAUUGAGCUCCCUCAUCCAAGCAUGAACCAUCGUCCUUCUUGUGGGCUUUCAGAAGUAUUUGAAUAAAUUUUGCUUCGCAGCGCCAUGCAACGUAGCAGUUUACAAUAAUUAAACUUUUUGGAACAUUUUUUUAAUAAACGAGUUAAAAGAGA